AUGGUUGGUUCUUGCAACGGCCUGGUUUGUUUAUAUGUACCCUACGCAGAUCCUAUCUACAUAUGCAAUCCCGUCACCGGAGAAUACGUCUAUCUUCCAAAAGUCGACAAGAAGGUUCAAGAUAUUGCAGGUGGAUUCGGCUACCUUCGUACGCUUGAUGUGUACAAGGUCGUUAGAAUUUACUACCCUGUCUAUCGAGGUAAAGGACUUGUCCAGAUAUACACUCUUGGCAACUCCAGUGGAUGGAGAGAAAUUGGGGAGAUAGAACAUAGCAUGGACUCUUACCCAGGUGUCCUUGCCAACGAAACUCUUUACUUCAGGGUUGAUUGUGAAAAAAAUAUUUUGGCUUUGGAUUUAGCAAGCGAAGAGUUCUAUAUUCUCCCAAAACCACCAUUUCUCAGUGAACGUAAUAUUUCCCAUCAACUGAAGGUUGUGAGAGGGUGCCUUUGUAUUGUUCAUUCAAAGAAAGGUGAAAACGUGGAGAUAUGGUCACUCAAAAAUACACAAAAUAAUUGCAGUCAGAUAGGAAAGGAUUGCGAUUCCUGGAGAUGGAGCCUGGAUUAUAGCAUGCGGUGGUUUGGCCAUACAAGCAACUUUUUUGAGCCUCUCGCAUUCACGAAGAAUAACAAACUUUUGAUCUGGUCUUAUUUACACACUCUAUGUUGUUAUGACCCUCAAAUUAAAGAUUUAAGAAGUAUUGUGGAGUACCCUAUGACUUUUGAUACGAUUCCUCAUAUAAACAGUACGGUUUCAUUGAAAUCCUUAGGGAUAGAAGAAUGCGGCAAAGAGAUGGAAGAUGAUCCAAGCAAGAGUGAAGGAAAAUUAGUACGUACUAUGUGCGACAACCACAUAUUAGACAGUGUUCACCCAGGCAAGGGCUACUUUGAUUAA
Molecule: messenger RNA, 891 nt
Organism: Papaver somniferum (opium poppy)
Lineage: Eukaryota; Viridiplantae; Streptophyta; Magnoliopsida; Ranunculales; Papaveraceae
Product: F-box protein At3g07870-like
Exons: 1
Coding region: 1-891 (296 amino acids)
Source: RefSeq, a predicted model, not a curated record